UGGGCAGGGCGGGGAAGGGGGGGCACAGCGGGGCUCGGCCGGGGGCUGCAGCGGGACGGGGGCACCAUGACACAGGCCUGGGACGGGGCCGUUUUUGCCGCCCGGCGGCGCAACGAUGACGACGAUACAACCCGGGACAGCAUCUUCGUCUACACCAACAGCAACAACACGCGGGGCCCCUUCGAAGGCCCCAAUUACCACAUCGCGCCGCGCUGGGUCUACAACCUGGUGUCGCUCUGGAUGGUCUUCGUGGUCUUCGCCUCCGUCUUCACCAACGGGCUGGUGCUGGUGGCCACCUGGAAGUUCAAGAAGCUGCGGCACCCGCUGAACUGGAUCCUGGUGAACCUGGCGAUCGCCGACCUGGGCGAGACCGUCAUCGCCAGCACCAUCAGCGUCAUCAACCAGAUCUUCGGCUACUUCAUCCUGGGCCACCCGCUCUGCGUGCUCGAGGGCUACACCGUGUCCGUCUGCGGUAUCACGGCCCUGUGGUCGCUGGCUAUCAUCUCCUGGGAGCGCUGGUUCGUGGUCUGCAAACCCUUUGGCAACAUCAAGUUUGACGGGAAGCUGGCCAUGGGCGGCAUCAUCUUCUCCUGGGUCUGGUCCGCCGCCUGGACUGCACCCCCCAUCUUCGGCUGGAGCAGGUACUGGCCCCAUGGCUUGAAGACCUCCUGUGGCCCAGAUGUGUUCAGUGGCAGCUCAGACCCCGGGGUCCAGUCCUACAUGAUUGUACUGAUGAUCACCUGCUGCUUCAUCCCACUCAGUGUCAUCAUCCUCUGCUACCUGCAAGUGUGGAUGGCCAUCCGCACGGUGGCAGCCCAGCAGAAGGAAUCAGAGUCCACCCAAAAGGCGGAGAAGGAAGUGUCACGCAUGGUAGUGGUCAUGAUCAUUGCCUACAUCUUCUGCUGGGGCCCCUACACCUUCUUCGCCUGCUUCGCUGCCGCCAACCCCGGCUACGCCUUCCACCCGCUGGCCGCUGCUCUGCCUGCCUACUUCGCCAAGAGCGCCACCAUCUACAACCCCAUUAUCUACGUCUUCAUGAACAGGCAGUUCCGUAACUGCAUAAUGCAGCUGUUUGGGAAGAAGGUGGAUGACGGCUCGGAGCUCUCCUCCACCUCCCGCACUGAGGUCUCCUCUGUCUCCAACUCCUCUGUGUCGCCGGCAUAGGAGGGACCCCCAUGGGCCGACAGACAGAUGGACGGACGGAUGGGACUCUCCCCCACUCCCUGCCUGCCCCCCAUGCAGUAUGGAUCCCUCUUUUCUCCCCACUUGGCCACGCCUUCUCCGGAGACUGGCGCCACCCCCCCCCCCCCCAGGGAACAAGGCCCCUUUCCGUCCAGCAGGGGCCCGGAGAGUUUAGCUUUUGUAAAGCAACAGCCCAUCCCCCCCAAGAGCUGCCUGGGCUCCGCCCCAUCACGAUUCUCUGUCGCUCCCCCCUCGAGCACAAGUCAUUGCUCUCCUGGGUCCAGCCCGGAGGUGGCUGCACCCCCGUGGGGCUGGCUGGCUGGGUGGGGACAGGCCGCAUGGCAGCAGGGCCAGGCAUGUGGGGUGAUGCUGCUCUGCCCCAGAGGUGGCUGCACCUGAGCAGAGCGAUGGAGAAUCUGCCCCUCUCACGUCCCACCCCCAGGCUGGCCGUGCCCCGGCCCUGGCCAGCCCCCCUGUAAAUAGUGUUUGAUAAGGAGCCUUGCUAGGACCAC
Molecule: messenger RNA, 1694 nt
Organism: Mauremys mutica (yellowpond turtle)
Lineage: Eukaryota; Metazoa; Chordata; Testudines; Geoemydidae
Product: red-sensitive opsin
Exons: 6
Coding region: 67-1164 (365 amino acids)
Biological process (GO): phototransduction; visual perception; G protein-coupled receptor signaling pathway
Cellular component (GO): membrane; photoreceptor outer segment
Molecular function (GO): G protein-coupled receptor activity
Source: RefSeq, a predicted model, not a curated record